This is a messenger RNA of Synchiropus splendidus (mandarinfish), 4241 nucleotides long. It is a transcript of the gene ndst2a, whose product is annotated as N-deacetylase/N-sulfotransferase (heparan glucosaminyl) 2a. The record is from RefSeq and is a predicted model, not a curated record. Lineage: Eukaryota; Metazoa; Chordata; Actinopteri; Syngnathiformes; Callionymidae. The coding region runs from base 668 to 3385 and encodes 905 amino acids. The transcript is spliced from 14 exons. Gene Ontology annotation, cellular component: Golgi apparatus. Gene Ontology annotation, molecular function: heparan sulfate N-sulfotransferase activity; deacetylase activity.
GAGAUCCGUUUAGCCAGCUCAUUACCGUGAAGCAACCGGCUUCACUGGCCACCUUUUUUUCGGGGUCGGGGGCGACACGGUCGUCUCCCCCGCGCCGAUUCACUUGGUUCCGUCCGCGGGGUAUCCAGCAGAACCAAGAUGGCGACCUGAGCAGCGACGUCCACAACUUCAACGUCUACUCAGGUCGGGUUUGCGUGCGUGUUUUGGUGCACCGGUUGCUUCUGGACUUCAACUGCCGGCUGCCGGUUCCAUCUGGAAUACUGAAGUUGCAUGGCAGUAAGAGGGGGUCCUUCCUGGAGCACAGACCCCCUCAUGCAGACACCCUUGAAGAGCCAGCCUGAAAGGUUGUGAACAUUAGGAGACCUUCUGGUGAGGACCUCACCUGAUCUCAAGACUGCGCGUGUAGUGGUGGAUUUGACUUCCCAAACCCUCCGAUGAGGGUCCAUAAGGAUCCACCGCUGUGUCCCUGAGAGGUGCCACGGUCACAUGUGCUGCAGGUGGACGGACGAUGCUGGCCAUGGUGACCUAGUGUAAAUGGCUGUUCUCCAGCACACCUCAGUGCCAGUCUCUACUGUUAGGUCCUCCUCUCACCCUCGCUCCCCCCUCGUGCUCCUCCCUGCUCUCUGCUGUCACUUGCCUCCCCCUCCCACCGUCCUCUUUGUCCACCAUGGUCGGAGCAGGCUGGAGCGUGUGGAAGUUUUCAAGAGGUAUCCGCCAGCUGGAGCUCCACCGCCUCAUCCUGGCUCUGAUCAUCUUCUGCGUGCUCUCCAUGGCCUUCCUUGCUUACUAUGUCUCCAACAAUCCCAAAAUCAAAGAGGCCCCCCCCUUACCCUUCAGUGACUGCGAUGGAGGGGCGAUGCCUCCGGGCGAGAGCGUGGGGACGGUGGGAGAAGGACCUGGCGUCCAGAGGGCGCCGCUCUUCCUCCCCCCGCGCCACGGCCGACCGCGGCUGGUCAAGGCGGUGGACCGUUCCCGGACAGAGCCAGUGGUCCUGGUAUUCGUGGAGAGCAUCUACUCCCAGCUGGGUCAGGAAAUCGUAGCGAUACUGGAGUCCAGUCGUUUCCACUACAGGACGGAGAUCGCCCCUGGCAAAGGAGACAUUCCCACCCUGACAGAGCGGAACCGAGGACGCUACACACUCAUCAUUUACGAAAACCUUCUAAAAUAUGUCAAUCUGGACGCUUGGAACCGAGACCUGGUGGAUAAAUACUGUGCUGAGUACGGGGUCGGGGUCAUCGGCUUCUACAAGGCCAACGAGAACUCUCUGCUGAGUGCUCAGCUCAAAGGCUUUCCUCUGUUCCUCCACUCGCACCUGGGACUCAGAGAUUACCGCAUCAACCCCCACGCCCCCCUCCUCUUCAUCACCAAGCCCAACCAGGUGGAGCAGGGUCCUCUGCCCGGGGAUGACUGGACCAUUUUCCAGUCCAACCACUCCACCUAUGAACCAGUCCUUCUGGCCAGCACCAAGUCCUCGGAUGCGCUGGGCAAUUUUGGACCCGGUACUUCGCGAGCCUUCCAUGCCACUGUGGUCCAGGACCUUGGACUCCACGAUGGCAUUCAGAGGGUUCUGUUUGGAAACAAUCUCAACUACUGGCUCCACAAACUGAUCUUUGUCGACGCCAUUGCUUACCUGACGGGAAAGAGGCUGUGUCUGUCUCUGGACCGACACAUCUUGGUGGAUGUGGACGACAUAUUUGUGGGCAAGGAGGGGACGCGCAUGAAAGUGUCAGACGUGGAGGCUCUACUCAACACACAGAACAAGCUGCGAGUCCUCGUCCCCAACUUCACCUUCAACCUGGGCUUCUCUGGAAAGUUCUACCACACAGGCACGGAUGAGGAGGACCGAGGCGACGACACGCUGCUGGAGCACAGGAACGACUUCUGGUGGUUCCCUCACAUGUGGAGCCACAUGCAGCCGCACCUCUUCCACAACGUCAGUGUACUGGCCGAGCAGAUGAGGCUCAACAAGGCCUUUGCUCAGGAACAUGGCAUCCCGACAGACAUGGGCUAUGCUGUUGCCCCGCAUCACUCUGGGGUCUAUCCGGUUCACAGCCAGCUCUACGAGGCCUGGAAAUCUGUGUGGGGCAUCAAGGUGACCAGCACGGAGGAGUACCCUCACCUCCGACCUGCUCGCUACCGCCGAGGCUUCAUUCACAACGGCAUCCAGGUGUUGCCCAGACAGACGUGUGGACUCUUCACACACACCAUCUUCUAUAAUGAGUACCCAGGAGGCUCCAAGGAACUAGACAAGAGCAUCAGAGGAGGAGAGCUCUUCCUCACUGUCCUCCUCAACCCUAUCAGUAUCUUCAUGACUCACCUCUCCAACUACGGCAAUAACCGUCUGGGCCUUUACACCUUCGAGUCCCUGGUCAAGUUUGUCCAGUGCUGGACCAACCUGAAGCUGCAGACGCUGCCGCCGGUGCGCUUGGCAGAGAAGUACUUCCAGAUCUUCCCAGAGGAGAGAGACCCCCUCUGGCAGAACCCCUGUCAUGACAAGAGACAUAAAGACAUCUGGUCCAAAGAGAAAACCUGCGACCGUCUUCCCAAGUUCCUGGUCAUCGGACCUCAGAAAACAGGCACCACGGCUCUACACUCCUUCCUCAGCCUGCACCCGGCCAUCACCAGCUCCUUCCCCAGUCCCACCACCUUCGAAGAGAUCCAGUUCUUCAGCGGCGGCAACUAUGACAACGGCAUUGAUUGGUACAUGGACUUCUUCCCGUUCCCCUCCAACGUCAGCACCGACUUCAUGUUUGAAAAAAGUGCCAACUACUUCGACACGGAGGCUGCCGCCAAGCGAGCUGCGGCUCUGCUUCCCAGGGCCAAGAUCCUGGCGGUGCUCAUCAACCCCUCUGACCGGGCCUACUCCUGGUACCAGCACCAGCGAGCCCACCAGGACCCGGCCGCCCUCAACAACAGCUUCCACGCCGUGGUGACCGCAGAGCCAUCGGCCGCCAGAGACCUGCUGACCCUCCAGAGACGCUGCCUGAACCCAGGGACCUACGCCACUCACCUGGAGCGCUGGCUGCUGCACUACCAGCCGAACCAGCUGCACAUCGUGGACGGCGCUCUCCUGCGCUCCAAUCCUGCCCUGGUGAUGGACGGCAUCCAGAGGUUUCUCGGGGUCACGCCCAUCUUCAACUACACUCAGGCUCUGAUGUUCGACGACAGCAAAGGGUUCUGGUGCCAGCGGCUGGAAGGAGGCCGCUCCAAGUGUCUGGGCAAGAGCAAAGGCCGGAAGUAUCCUGAGAUGAGUCCCGAGUCUCGUGCCUUCUUGGCCGAGUUCUACCGUGAUCACAACCUGGAGCUCCUGCAUCUGCUGAACCGACUGGGUCAACCGUUGCCGUCCUGGCUGCGACAAGAGCUCCAGAGCACCAGCUGGAGUUGAGCCCUCACAGAAGCGCAAGACUGAAGUCUGGACCGCCUAGGCCGGAGAGGCAGCGACACACACUCACUCACUCACACACACUGAGCUGUGGCUGGAGCUCAGUGCUGGGCGGUUCUGGGGUGAGCUGGGCACAUGAUGGUGACUGAGGCACAUGAUCUUCCACAGCUCAGUGUGACACGGUCAUCCUUUUUUGAACGGUUGUAAACAGUCAGGGGGCGGAGACUCACUCACGCGCUCAAGUGCCAAACACUAUCAGACUCUUAUGAACUUCAGGGGGCGCCCUCCCCCCGCCUCCGUGGAGGUUCUGAAGCAGACGGUGUAAAUAUGAGGUGUUUGUCUCAGCUGCUCGCCUCUUCUCUGGUCUGGCUUGGCGUCAACCCACAGAGAGGUCUUCCAGCUCCCAGGUCCUGAUCGUUCUUCAAACCGAACCAUGUGACCCAUCAGAUAAGCAGACUCAACCGAGAUCUUCCUCUAGUGGCCACUGAACAAAAGACUAAACCUAUUAUCGGAUUAGUCCUGAAGUUUCUGUGGUCUGGAAUGCACAGUGGUGUCAUGACCUCCAGUCAGAAGAGACGGCGUCCUGCUCUAUGCAACCUUCUCUGACACAUUCCCUCCUGGACUGCUGGAACCCAAAAUCGCCUGAAGGUGUCGAGUUCUGCGGGUCACUGUAACCGGGUCGGACCUGGUGGAAGCUGCUGAGGCUGACGGAGGAUGUGGUGGACCAGAGACACGAGGAAGCAGAUGUUGUGCUGUCGGCUGAGAGCUGAGCCAGAAGCUGCUGUCGUCUCUGUUUUGUAAACACGUCAGAAGGCCAACACUGUAUCUUCUCUAAUAAAUGUAGAGUUGGACACUAUCG